Messenger RNA from Daucus carota subsp. sativus, 1655 nucleotides. Its product is annotated as ATP phosphoribosyltransferase 2, chloroplastic. Lineage: Eukaryota; Viridiplantae; Streptophyta; Magnoliopsida; Apiales; Apiaceae. The record is from RefSeq and is a predicted model, not a curated record. Gene Ontology annotation, molecular function: ATP phosphoribosyltransferase activity; magnesium ion binding. Gene Ontology annotation, biological process: L-histidine biosynthetic process. The transcript is spliced from 11 exons. Gene Ontology annotation, cellular component: cytoplasm. The coding region runs from base 160 to 1326 and encodes 388 amino acids.
AGAAAAAGAAACCCAGCAUAUAACCGAUUCCACAUACAGUAGUAUCUUCUCACCUGCUUAUACACUCUCUCCGUCUCUCUCUCUCUCUCCCUCUCUCUGUCUCUCCGCAUAGCUUUCAUCUCUUAUCGUUGUUAUACAUACGGAGAAAGUAGGUAUAAGAUGGCUCUGAUUCAAUCAUUUCCUCAAUUGCGCUCAUCUCCAUUCAAUUCGCUGCCGCCGCCUUCUUUUCCGACUCGAUUCGCCGUUUUCCGCUGCUCUAUCGCUUCUCCGUCCGCCGUCGUUAAUGUCAGCUCCGAAGAUAUCGCGACGAAGAGGAACAAUAUACGUCUAGGCUUGCCUAGUAAAGGGAGAAUGGCUACUGAUACUCUCGAGCUUCUCAAAGAUUGUCAAUUAUCAGUGAAACAGGUUAAUCCUCGCCAGUAUGUUGCCGAAAUUCCGCAGAUUGAAAACUUGGAAGUCUGGUUUCAACGACCAAAAGAUGUUGUUCGUAAAUUGGUGUCAGGAGAUUUGGACAUUGGUAUAGUGGGUCUUGAUACUGUUAGCGAAUUUGGACAGGGAAAUGAAGAUCUUAUUAUUGUUCAUGAAGCACUUGGAUACGGAGAUUGUCAUUUGUCACUAGCAAUACCCCAAUAUGGGAUUUUUGAAAAUAUUAAUUCACUGAGGGAUCUAGCACAGAUGCCGCUUUGGACUGCUGACAGACCCCUACGAGUUGCAACUGGCUUCACUUAUCUGGGUCCAAAAUUCAUGAAAGAAAAUGGACUGUGUCACGUUACAUUUUCAACUGCUGAUGGAGCUUUGGAGGCAGCUCCUGCGAUGGGUACAGCUGAUGCAAUUGUAGACCUUGUUAGUAGCGGAACUACUUUGAGAGAGAACAAUUUGAAAGAAAUUGAAGGCGGAGUUGUUUUAGAAAGUCAGGCUGUUCUUGUUGCCAGUAAGAAGUCUUUGAUCCAGCGUCAAGGGGUGCUGGACACGAUACAUGAAAUCCUUGAGAGAUUCGAGGCACAUUUAAGAGCAGCUGGUCAAUUUACGGUAGUUGCCAACAUGAGAGGAAGCAGCGCAGAGGAAGUAGCUGAACGAGUAUUGAGCCAACCAUCGUUGUCUGGAUUGCAGGGGCCCACUGUAAGUCCAGUUUUCUGCAAACGUGAUGGGAAGACAACUGCUGAGUACUAUGCUAUAGUCAUUUGUGUACCCAAAAAAUCUCUUUACAAAUCUGUUCAGCAGCUGCGAGCUAUUGGAGGCAGCGGGGUCCUUGUUUCUCCCUUGACCUACAUUUUUGAUGAAGAAACUCCAAGGUGGCGUGAACUUCUUUUGAAGCUGGGGCUUUAGCGAUUUGAUGUUUCGCGGUUUAUCUAGUAGAAAUGUUUGGGGACAGGAGACUGGAAAUUGAGGCUUCUCAGUAAGAGAUCAAAGAGUUUGAAAUUUUGGUACUUCAUAGUUUUAGAUAUGUAUCUUCUGCUGUAGAGUAUGUUGUAUUGCUUCAAAUUCAAAGUGUUUCCUUGGAAUCAAUUUCUUUCUGUAUUUUCCUCUUUAAACAUUUGUUUGUGUGAGGCAUAAUAAUAUCAGUAGCUUCUUAAGAAGAUAAGAUGCUAAAAUGUGUUAAACAUUUCUUUUAGUUGUAUCUGUGACAUAAAUAUAUGCCCAUGGGGUUUUGUGUA